This is a messenger RNA of Trifolium pratense (red clover), 1764 nucleotides long. Its product is annotated as UDP-glycosyltransferase 79B30-like. The transcript has a single exon. The record is from RefSeq and is a predicted model, not a curated record. The coding region runs from base 152 to 1537 and encodes 461 amino acids. Lineage: Eukaryota; Viridiplantae; Streptophyta; Magnoliopsida; Fabales; Fabaceae. Gene Ontology annotation, molecular function: UDP-glycosyltransferase activity.
UUCACCACCAAAAUAAAAGGAUCUCCAUCUAUAUUUAGGCAAAUCCACAUAUAUCACUGAUCACUCUUUUUUUUCUCUCUUCUUUUUCAUCUUCUCUUUAGUUCAUUUAUAUUUUCCUUUGUUGGAAAUCAUCAUCAUCAUCAUCAUCAUCAUGGAUUCAUCAUCUCCUUUACACAUAGCAAUGUAUCCAUGGUUUGCCAUGGGACACCAAACAGCAUUCCUUCACCUAGCAAACAAAUUAGCAAAAAAUGGUCACAAAAUCACUUUUCUCACACCACAAAAAGCACAAUCAAAAUUAGAACCACAUAAUCACCACCCUCAAUCAAUCACCUUCAUCACCAUCACAGUUCCGCAUGUUGAAGGUCUUCCUCCCGAUGCAGAAACAACAGCUGAUGUUCCUUACCCUUUACAACCACUCAUCAUGACAGCAAUGGAUCUAACAAAACCAGACAUUGAAACUCAUCUCUCAAAUCUCAAACCUAAUAUUGUCUUCUAUGAUUUUACACAUUGGAUUCCAUCUUUAACUAAGCCUUUAGGCAUCAAAGCUGUUCAUUAUUGCUCAGCAAGUUCAGUCAUGGUUGGUUACACUCUAACACCGGCUAGAUAUUCACAAGGUGAAAAUUUAACUGAGUUUGAUCUCAUGGAACCUCCUCCCGGUUACCCUGAUUCAUCUAUCAAGCUUUAUAACCAUGAAGCUAAAGCCUUUGCAGCUAAAAGGAAAGAGUUUUAUGGUAGCAAUGUUCUUUUCUAUGAUAGACAAUCCAUUGCAUUGAAUGAAGCUGAUGCAUUGGGAUACAGAACAUGCAGAGAAAUUGAAGGACCUUUUCUUGAUUACAUACAACAACAAUUUAAUAAACCGGUUCUUACUUCAGGACCGGUUAUAUUUGAUAACAACCCAAAUUCUGUUUUGGAUGAAAAAUGGGCUAAUUGGCUUGGUGGAUACAAAGCAGAAUCAGUUGUUUAUUGUUGUUUUGGAAGUGAAUGUGUUUUAAGGCCAAAUCAAUUUCAAGAAAUAAUGCUUGGUCUUGAGUUAACCAGUAUGCCAUUUUUUGCAGCAUUGAAACCUCCUUUUGGUUUUACAACAAUUGAAGAAGCAUUACCAGAAGGAUUUUCAGAAAGGGUUGAAGGAAGAGGUGUUGUUUAUGGUGGUUGGGUUCAACAACAAUUGAUUUUGGAACACCCUUCUGUUGGGUGUUUCAUUACACAUUGCGGUUCAGGUUCUUUGUCUGAGGCAUUGGUGAAUAACUGUCAAUUGGUUUUGUUGCCAAAUGUCGGUGAUCAAAUAUUGAAUGCGAGAAUGAUGGGAAAUAAUUUGAAAGUUGGUGUGGAAGUUGAGAAAGGUGAAGAUGGAUUGUAUACUAAGGAUAGUGUUUGUAAAGUUGUGAGUAUUGUGAUGGAUGAUGAGAAUGAAAUUAGUAAAGAUGUUAAGGCUAAUCAUGCUAAGAUUAGAGAGAUGUUGCUUAAUAAAGAUCUUGAGUCAUCUUAUAUUGAUGAUUUCUGCAAGAAGCUUCGAGAGAUUGUCGAGGAAAAGAAUUAGUUGAUCUUCAUGUAGUUUAAUUUAGUCAUUUCUUUUUUUCUUUUUGGUACAAAAUUAAUUUAGUCAUUUCUAAUUUCAAUGUAUCAUGAAUUAAAUGUUACUACAUAAAGUUGUGGUUGUGUUUUUGCAACAUCUCCAAUAUGCAUGCAUGCAUCAUGAUUCAUGUAACUGUGAAUGUGUGAUUUUCUUAUUAUUAGUAGUAUUGUGUCGCGGUCACUUCAAAAGAA